ACCACGAUGUACAAGCUUUGGGAGCCAUGUGUAAAGCACAGAAGACGGAGCUAUCUCAUAAUCUUCAGGCGCUGUCUGAAAAGGCCAAAGGAACUACAGAGUUCAUCCAUAAUCUGAAGAGCAUGGUCGAGAAAGUACCAGACAACUGUAUUGAGUUUGAAGCCACAAUAAGCUCCCAAUGCGAUCUGUUGAUUAAGGCCGUUCACACUAGGAAACAACAGCUACUAGAAUUCGCCAGACAGGAACGAGACCACAAGAUCAAGACACUCCGCGACCAGAUAACUUCUUGUACUACCAAACUUCAGCAGACAACGGGACUUCUCCAGUUCUGUAUAGAAGCUUUAAAAGAGACCGACCCAGCGUCUUUCCUUCAGAUUGGGAAUUCGUUAACAAACCGAGUGUCGUAUCAGGACGUAAAGUGGCACAAAGAAGUUGGCAACACUCCAUGGCUUUCUCACCAAUUCAACCUAACUCUUGACCACCAGUCCGUCUUAGAGUCUAUCCAGCAAAUGACCUUUACCCAAAUGAAACCUCCAGUUCGGCCAGUGACGAUACCCGAGGAGUGUAUAGCAGAAAAUAAUUGUAUUACUAUAGCGUGGCAGCCACAGCCGGCUAGUUUUGUGGAAGGCUAUAUAUUGCAGCUUGACGAUGGAAACAACGGGGAAUUUCGAGAUGUGUAUUGUGGCCAAGAAACCAUAUGUACAGUAGAUGGCCUACAUUUCAAUAGUAUGUACAGGGCCAGGGUGAAAGCUGUCAACAGUACAGGAGAGAGUCCUUUCAGUGACCCUGUCUCCUUACAGACUGCAGAAGUUGCCUGGUUUACUCUUGAUCCCAUGUCGUCUCAUCCAGACAUUGUAUUAUUGACCAAUGAAAACCAUACGGUAACAUGUGAUAGCUAUGAACACAGGGUGGUUCUAGGAAAUAUUGGGUUUUCUCGUGGUGUUCACUACUGGGAGUUUACCAUGGACAGACUUGGAAAUAAUACUGAUCCUGCUUUUGGAAUAGCUCGAUUUGAUGUGGCUAAAGAUUUGAUGCUAGGUAAAGAUGAUAAGGGUUGGAGUAUGUACAUUGACCACCAGAGGUCAUGGUUUCUUCAUGCUGAUCACCAUGACAACAGGACUGAAGGAGGAGUAAAUACUGGAUCUGUGGUAGGUGUUCUUCUGGAUUUAGACAAGCACCAACUGAGUUUCUAUGUAGAUGAUGUUCGUCGAGGUUCCGUGGCUUUUUCUGGUCUUCAUGGUGUUUUCUUUCCUGCAGUCAGUGUCAACAGAAAUGUGCAGGUUACUAUCCACACAGCUUUGGACCUUCCCACAGAAACUAAGCCAUAUGAUAGCACUUAGUUACAAGCCCAGAAUUUGUGUCUCCACCAAGAUAUGGACAGUUUGUAUGGUGGUGAAAUUUGACUUUCAAAACUAAAAACUUUCUUGUAUAUUAACUAGCUAACUGUGUUUUAAAAGGAAUAUUGGUUAGUUAAAGUUAAUAAGCCAUCACUGCCAGAAUUGUUUAAACAUUUAGAAGACUUUCACAGGAAACUGAAAUGAUUAAUUUACAACAAUAUCCACUUAGUUUGUCAAAUAAUGCUACAGAAUUAUAAUGAGGAGGAUUUAUUCAUUGGUAAGUUUGUAAAACUGAUUUCUUUGAGGAAACAACCAAUGAUUAGAAAAUUAACCAUAUUUUUUAAGGUUUACAGCAAUGCUUUAUGUAUGAGGAUUUCCAGGCUUCAGAGUAAAGCAAAGAUCAUGACAGCUCUUCCUAUUGGAUUAAGGCUUUCAUUAGCAUAGUUAGUUACCUCUAACUGUAAUGAUAGAUAAAGGUAUUAAGUCUUUUAGCAUAUGGUGUACUUAUAUGUUUUGUAUCAUUGGUAGUACAUAUUAUCACAACAAAUGCUGGUGUAAUAUCAGCAAAAACAAACUAAAACAGUACAGUUUACUACCAAUAUGUUCAGGUCAAGUAAAUGGAAGAUGUAAUCUUACUUGAUGAAAGUUGUGUUUAUCAGAUUUUUUAUAUCCUUGGUAAGACAUAACUUGUAAACUAAUUUGAUGAAAAUAUUGAUAUCAAAUUUUUUUAUCUUAAUAGAGCUAAAGAAAAUUUCAGUAGAAUCUCUGACCCUUAGUGAGUGUACUUUGUUUAGGUGAUUUUUGACGCAUAUCAGUAAGUUGAUUUUAGUACAGAAUUUUAGUUUACAUCCAGCUGGAAUCUGGAUGGUUUGACAGAUUUUUGUGCUUAUGUGAUAUUUUCUUGUUACUAUGAAUAUACAUAUAUAUAUUUUUUUUUAGUUCUGUCUUGCAGAUAAAAAAAAAAGCCUAUUCAAAGUAGCUGAGUAGUUUUGUAUCCCAUUUCAAAUCCGACAUGGUGCUGCUUGCUAGUAUGCAUGUGUUUUGGACUUUUCUUCUAAUCUUAUGCCCAUAUUCUCUUCUCUUUUUUUUUUUUUUAUGGGAGUUCUGCAUAAGUUUAAUGGAACUUCAUUUAAAAAUAGCAUUCUAACAAGCAUUCUUCAAAUUUUCUAUAUUUAACUGAAUCAGCAUCUAAGCCAGUGAACUUUAAUGAAGGCUUCCUGAGACCAGUGUCCGUUGAACUGAAGCUAGUAUGAAGUGAAAUACUUUUUGUUGGGAGAUCUGUCUUGGUGCAUAUAGCAAAUAUUAGCUUUGUCCUCUUUUUUUUUGUUGUUGUUGUUUUUUACCACCUACAUUUUGCACCAUUUUUUUCACACAUAAGGUGUUUUUGAUCAGAUCUUUAUUGUCAUCAAAUUGAAAUGUCCUUCUAAAUAAAUG
Molecule: messenger RNA, 2771 nt
Organism: Limulus polyphemus (Atlantic horseshoe crab)
Lineage: Eukaryota; Metazoa; Arthropoda; Merostomata; Xiphosura; Limulidae
Product: E3 ubiquitin-protein ligase TRIM9-like
Exons: 8
Coding region: 27-1340 (437 amino acids)
Molecular function (GO): protein binding
Source: RefSeq, a predicted model, not a curated record